Messenger RNA from Teleopsis dalmanni, 324 nucleotides. RefSeq lists its product as uncharacterized. The record is from RefSeq and is a predicted model, not a curated record. The transcript is spliced from 3 exons. Bases 1 to 324 code for a protein of 107 amino acids. Lineage: Eukaryota; Metazoa; Arthropoda; Insecta; Diptera; Diopsidae.
AUGGGUGUCGGGGUUGUGCUAGUGACGGUCAGUGGUGCCGCUUGGCGUAUGACUGCACCUGGCGGACCACCUUGUUUGGGCUUGGGUUCAAGCGUCGAUAUAGGUCGGUGCGGACGUAGACCGUGCAGCCGUGGCGGUGGUGCACCUCAUGGACUUUUGUAUCCAGAGUUUCAACAUCGACCACCGCCGCCAUCGUACCAGGCUAGCAUGCAGGAAUAUCGAUUGAGGCUUUUACUAUUGGACAGGGAUCGGCAACAUGGUGUAGUUCGUGGCAGUUCUCCACCCCCAACUUAUCGUUCACAUGCCGGAAGUUUAUUGAGGUGA